This is a messenger RNA of Lucilia sericata (common green bottle fly), 1845 nucleotides long. RefSeq lists its product as uncharacterized. The record is from RefSeq and is a predicted model, not a curated record. NCBI's taxonomy places the organism in Eukaryota, Metazoa, Arthropoda, Insecta, Diptera, Calliphoridae. Bases 281 to 1387 code for a protein of 368 amino acids. Gene Ontology annotation, molecular function: protein binding. The transcript has a single exon.
AUUCAUUAAUGUAAAGCAUUUUGUGAUGUAAAGUUUGACAGAACACCAUGCUGGUCAAUAUUUUUUAUACACGUAAAUUGACAGUUUUCUGUUCAAAUUCUAUAUGAAACUAUACUGGCUACCGCUUCUUAAGUAAAUUCACUUUGGACACAACUAUCUGCGGCAAAUAAUGUGUCAUUUUUUUGUUUUCUUCUAAAAAAUUCAUAAAAACAUUGCAAAGUCCGGAAACCAAUUAAAAGUAAAUAUUAUAAGAUUAAAACCGCCUCAUUUCCAAUAGAUUAUGAGCAUUAUUGAAUUUGAAAUUGACGAAAUACGAAAAUUGUGUGAAAAUGUUGUGCCCAACUCAAAAAUAAUUGCUUGCACUUCAGCUGCUCCAGCCCCUUUGGUGCGUGUGGACAUACAAGAGAAUAAACACUAUCGUCAAUUUACGGUGUGUCUACGAUUUCCCGAAGACUAUCCGAAACGGACAAUCUUAGUAGAGCUAAAAAGUAAAACUUUAUCUGAAAAGUUCUUGCAAGGUUUGACGGGUUUGUGUGAAAAGCAGUGCCAGGAAUAUUUGGGUAAACCGCAUUGCAUUAAAGUCUUACAAUUCCUGCAGCAAUAUGUUAAAGACAAUGCUUUGUGUGUGUGUUUUGAUGAAAUUCAACAAUUGCGCAAGGAUUUGGGCGCCAAUGCACCUGCGGACCAGUUAAAGAUUAAACAGAAGGCUUCAACUGUUCUUUUCACAGCCAAGGGAGGAGAAUACUAUUAUCGUGUUAAGGCCAUAGUGCCUGAAGAUUAUCCCAGGCAUUGUAUAGACUUGCAAGAGCAACAAACGAAUCUACCGGCUGUUUUAUUGCGCUAUCUUAAUGGACAAUCGCGGGAAAUAGCCCGACAAUGUGUGGAGCCACCUUUGCGUAUGCCUAAGGGAAAAACUUUAGCAGAUUUUCAACCAGUCCCUUCACUAUAUAGAGCUUUAAAAUUUUGUCUUGAGGCAACUUUGGCUUUUCAUAGUGAAAUGUGUCCCAUUUGUCAACGUUUGGUGCUACCACCCGAACCAAAAGAUUUGGAAAUGGACGACAAUAAGGAUGACUAUGUGGAAAGGGUCUACUGUGGUCAUUUAUUUCAUCAGGGUUGUCUGAAAGCAUACUUGCAAGAACCACCUUUUCCUAAAGGUGGUAAAUUGUGUCCAGCCAGAAGACGUCACUUGCGUUCUGAUGCCACCUACUAUUUGGGUGGAAGUCAAGGAUACAAAAUGCCAACUAUAACACCGGAUACUGGAGGUAGCUGUGGCAUUCGUUUGGCUCAUGAUCGCUGGGUAAUCAGUGUUAAGGUGGCCGAAUCUAGAUGGGCCCAGAAACAGGCAAGACAGCGUGAAUUGGAUGAGGUUGUAGAUUUUUUGAAAUGAGGCUAACAAUUUUAAUAUUUAUUCGAAUAACAUGACUUAGUAAUUGGUUUAAAAUACUUAAUUAUUGUACAAAUGUUGAUUUAAAAUUAGAAAUUAAAUAAGUGAACCUUUUCGGGUAUGAAUUGGUCUUUAUAAUUGAAAGGUGUAAGAACGAUAGAAGUCCAAAAUGUAAAAUUUACACUUUUCUGGACUUUAUAAUUGAAAGAUGUAUUGCAAGAACGAGAACAUUCAAAAAUGUAAAGUUUACAUUUUCUAGAAAAUUAAUUUACAAACAUGGCGGCGGCGAAAUCUUUAAGCAGAAAUCACUUUCAAUUACAUACCCGUUAUAUACAUUAUUGAAAUCAGAUGCUCUCUGUAAAGUAUUUUUUUAAUCAUGGCUAUUUUUAGAAUAUUCUUUAUAACGAAAUAAAUAUGAAAUAAUAAAAAUGACAUUGCAAAUAUUUUGUCUCAAAACUGAA